Messenger RNA from Hippoglossus stenolepis (Pacific halibut), 3450 nucleotides. It is a transcript of the gene inpp5e, whose product is annotated as inositol polyphosphate-5-phosphatase E. The record is from RefSeq and is a predicted model, not a curated record. Bases 1 to 1920 code for a protein of 639 amino acids. The transcript is spliced from 10 exons. Gene Ontology annotation, molecular function: inositol-polyphosphate 5-phosphatase activity. Gene Ontology annotation, biological process: phosphatidylinositol dephosphorylation. NCBI's taxonomy places the organism in Eukaryota, Metazoa, Chordata, Actinopteri, Pleuronectiformes, Pleuronectidae.
AUGACUGAGAAUGGCGAGGACGGCGGCGUCCAUCAGCACAGUGAAGCUCCUGACAUAAGGGGUUCAGUUGUCAAGGACAGCCGGCCACUCAAGGCCCCCUUAGUAGAUGUCAAGCAACCAAAUGAUGCCCUUAAACUCACUGCUAGGAACAGAGAGGGAGAGCUCAUUCCUUACCAGCCUCGGCCGCCCUUAAUACCCAGGCAGACAAAGUCCAAGAGGAGUGGCUCCGUUGAGGAGACGAUGAGAAACAGGAGGCUGAGAAACAGCCAGGAGAGCCUGAGUGACCCGGCUGAGACUGGCUCCUCCACAGACUCGCUUAAAGACGACCAAACAGGACCAGAUCCAGGUGGGUUCAUCGUCAGUAGCGCUGCAGCCGUUAGGAACCAGGACUCCGGUGCGAGACCCCUCUCUGCCACUUCCACAGGAUCCCCAGUCUUCCGGGAGCGAGGGAGCAGUCUCUCAGAUUAUGAGAGGAGGCCUCAAAGCCAGCAGAGCGACCCCACGGACCAGCGGGCGCGGUCCACCAAGGUGCGCCUGUCCCCGGUGCAACCCACGGGGCCGCUGCCCGCUCUGGAGAAGGGCUUUGUGUCAGCCACUUUAAAGGCCGCUAAUAGGAUUGACAGGGAUUGUUUGGAUUAUGCCGUGCUGGCCAGAGAGAAGCUCGGGGAGAGACUCCACAGGAACCUGAGCGACAGCCGGCUUCUGGAGAACAUGGGGUCGGAUAGUGCCUCUGUCAACUCCAUGAGGUCCACGUACAGCGUGCUCAGCCCCAUCAGACCUCAGGACGUCAGGAACAGGAGUUUUCUGGAGGGCAGCGUGCUGGGAAGCGGUGCGCUGCUCGGGGCUGAGGAGCUGGACCGCUACUUCCCUGACCGGAGACUGGGCGUCUUCAUCGCCACGUGGAACAUGCAGGGAGAGAGGGGGCUUCCAGUCAACUUAGACGAUCUCCUCCUUCCAACUGACUCUGAAUUUGCACAAGACUUUUAUAUUAUUGGGGUUCAGGAGGGCUGUCCUGACAGGAGGGAGUGGGAGACUCGACUUCAGGAGACUCUGGGACCUUAUUACGUCAUGCUGUACGCAGCAUCGCAUGGCGUUUUGUUUCUCACUGUAUUCGUCAGAAGAGACCUCAUCUGGUUCUGCUCGGAAGUGGAACACGCCACAGUCACGACCAGGAUCAUCUCUCAGAUCAAGACAAAAGGGGCUGUGGGAAUCGCCUUCACCUUUUUUGGAACUUCCUUCCUCUUCAUCACAUCCCAUUUUACCUCUGGAGACGCCAAAGUUUACGAGAGAAUCCUCGAUUACAACAAGAUCAUCGAGGCUCUGGCUCUUCCCAAAGGCCUUCCAGACACAAACCCUUACCGCUCCACGCAGUCUGACGUCACCACAAGAUUCGACCAGGUCUUCUGGUUUGGAGACUUUAACUUCCGGCUGAGUAAGGACCGCGGUGAGGUGGAGACCAUCAUGAGCCGCACCACAGGAGGCGACAUGGGCCCCCUGCUGGAGCAUGAUCAGCUCUCUAAGGAGAUGAAGGAGGGUUCUAUCUUUAAAGGCUUUCAAGAGGCACAAAUACACUUUCCCCCAACGUACAAAUUUGACAUCGGCCGCGACGUCUACGACACGACUUCUAAACAGAGAACGCCUUCGUACACUGACAGGAUCCUGUUCAGGAACAGACAGGCCGACGACAUUAAAGUGGUCAAAUACAGCAACUGCUCCGGCAUCAAGACCUCAGACCAUCGACCCGUCAUCGGUGUCUUCCAGGUCAAACUAAGACCGGGCAGAGACAAUAUUCCUCUGGGUGCGGGACAGUUCGACCGAGGCUUGUACUUGGAGGGCAUUCGGAGGAGGAUCAACAGAGAGCUGAAGAGGAGGGAAGCCAUGAAGCACCAAGGGAGUAGCACCAUCUGCGCCAUCUCUUAGACCCUUAAAGUGGAUUCUCUGGACCAGGCCAGACUGGAGCAGGCUGGACUGGAUCCAACUGUUCCAGAAACAGGUGGAAACGGACCAAAAGGAAACCAGAGUUGUCUUGAAGUCCCGCUCCGGGGGAAAAUCAUGUUUUUAUGUCCCCUUAGUGCCUUUUUAUUUGACAGAAGACACAUUAACACCUUAACACUGCAGUAAACAAAUGAGUCUGAAAAUAACGGAUUUCGUACAGGCAGGUUUUGUGAUGUCACAAUCCUCAGAAACCAUUCCUGUCAACUUGGGGAGGGGCUCAGCGGCUGGAAAAGGCUCAGCUACAGGUGAGCGGAGACUGGUGAGAGAGAGAGAGAGAGAGAGAGAGAGAGAGAGAGAGAGAGAGAGAGAGAGAGAGAGAGAGAGAGAGAGAGAGAGAGAGAGAGAGAGAGAGAGAGAGAGAGAGAGAGAGAGAGCAGGAGGCCUCACUUCACAGAUCCUGCUCACGAAAUAAGAAAGGGACGUGUAGAGUUGUAUUUAAGCCAUUUUAAGGCAUUAAACCUUUUGAAUAUUUUAUUUUGGGGAACAAAGAAGAUUUUUUUGGGGAUGUAUUAAAGUACCAGAGUGGGACUUUAACUACACGGAACCAAGUGCAGGUUGUGGUAACUGAGCAGACUGCGCCCUCUGUUGGACAUUCUGGAGAACUUUGUGUGUGUGUGCUGCUGGUCUAAGGGAGUGUCUGACUGUCCUUGAGGGCAGGGACCUUGAGGUCAGUCAGACAAGCAGCGAUUCGCAGACACAGCUGCAGUCUGGCCUUUAUUUAUUCAGCCCCCUCUGCCCAAACACAACAGGUACAGCGUGGGGGUGUCAUUGUUGCUUUACUCUUCAGUCACACGCUGCAGUGUGAGCUGAUGUAACUGCAUUUCAUUUUCUAAUUCAUUUUCUAGCCAUUUAAAAAGCAUCAUGAAACCCAGUGUUAAGGUUUUUGUCUGAAUUUGUCAUUAUUGUUGAAAUGCCUUGUGACUUAGGGAAUCACACGUAAGUGCAGUCAACGUUUAGCUGCACCUCAUAUCACACUGGUCGAUUUUUACCUUUAAAGAAGAAGAAGGGAGCUGUUCCAUUGUUUCUGUCGUCGAGUCAAAUGGCAUGAAAUCAGCUAACACUACAGGGAUGCGGUCGUUACACGGUACUGUUGAAUUUCAGGAAGAUCAAGUGUAUUUGACGUUUUAUUUUUUAAGGAACUCACUUCCUGUAAAAUAGACGGAGGAUUUUAUUUAUUUACGUUAUUGCCUGUCACACAUUUUUCUCUUAUAAGGCCAAGUGAUCCUUUACAGCAGAUUCUAACUCAUUGCCUUAACCUCUCACCACCGUGCUGCGUAACCUCAUAUAUACUGUAACCUUUCCACGUACUGUAUGUCACAUUAAUGUUUCCAUCAUGAAGAGCAGUCGGCUCCACGAAAAGUGCCUGUAGGUCUUGUUUUCAUUUCCUCUGGACCUCUUUGUCUUUUUCUAUGUUCACCUGUGAUGUCACAGCGUUAAUAAACAUUUUAAAACACU